GUCAAAUCGAUCCACACAUUGAGCCAUGGCCGAAGAAGGAAUUGGCAGUAGAAGAGCUGAACGACACAACACCACCAGGUUCGUGAAAGGCACCAAUGUGAAGAAACCGUCCAAUUUCGAAGGUACUGGGCUGAUUGCAAUCUUCAAGCAUCCGUUGAGUAUUUUCAUGAUCUGUGUGCCCUUUGGCAUAUGGUCCUACUAUGCCAGGUGGAAUUCGGCCUACACUUUCUGGCUCAAUUUCUUUGCCAUGUUACCCAUGGCAAAGAUUCUGGGCGAUAUCACGGAGGAGCUGGCUGCGGGGCUCCGCAAUGAUCUUCUGGCGGGGCUCAUCAAUGCCACCUUCGGAAAUGCGGUGGAGAUGGUCAUCACGGUGCAAACUCUCCGUGGUGGCUUAUACGCCGUGGUGAAAGCCACGUUGCUAGGCUCGGUGCUCUCCAAUGUUCUGCUCGUUCUGGGCAUGUCUUUCCUUUUUGGCGGCCUGGUCAAUGUGUCCGGAAAGGCCGAAGCCAAGGCCAAGGAGGAGCAAAGAAGGCCAUCUGUCCGAAACUCUCAGAAGAUGGAGGAUCCAGAGCUCUUGGAUAAGUUAGACAAGGAAGAAACCGGAGGAUACAGUGUGGUGGCAGAGAAGGUUCAGACCUUUAAGAUACUGGGAGCCAUGGUCAACACUUCCAUGCUGCUCCUAUCCUGCUUAUCGUUCACCCUCGUCACCGUCUUUGGUACGAUGAUGGCGGGGCAAUACAAGAUGGACAAUGCCAGUUUAGAGGAGGUCAUGCUGCCGAUCUCAAGGACCUGUUCCAUCAUCAUCAUCUCGGCCUACGUCGCGUACAUCGUAUUUCAGCUUUUUACGCAUAGAACCGUCAUGGCAGACACCGGUGACGGAGACGAUGAUGAAGAGGAGGGCUCAAUCACUGUCACGACCGCUGCCGUACUGCUUUUCGUGAUGACAUCCAUCGUGGCAUUCUGCUCGGACCUUUUGGUGGAUUCCAUUGAGAACAUGACUGCAGAUGCUCACAUGGGUGAGCACUUCAUUGGCAUCAUCCUGUUGCCCAUUGUGGGCAACGCCUGUGAGCAUGCUGCGGCGGUGCGCUUUGCCAUGCAGGACAAGCCUGGCUUGUCCAUUGGCAUUGCUGUGGGUUCGUCAACGCAAAUCGCCCUCUUCGUGGUGCCCUUCUCUGUACUCGUUGGUUGGUGCAUUGACCGGCCGAUGGAUCUGAACUUUGGAGCUCUCAAUGUGACGGUGAUGACACUGAGUGUCAUAGUGGUGCUAUCAAUGGUUGUCGACGGACAGUCAAAUUGGCUUCAAGGCUACCUUCUUUGUGCUGCUUAUGCAGUGAUUGCCGUGCUGUUCUGGUAUGUGCCCAACUCUACCGGAGAUGAAACCAUUUGAGCACGUGAAUGGACAAUGCAAAAAAAAACUGCAUGCCUCGCGGCAGACCACUGCGGUUGAAUUUUGGUAGUGAUGAGCUGUGUGUUAAUAAUUGCUGUUUGUUUUUUU
Cladocopium goreaui is the source of this 1495-nucleotide messenger RNA. NCBI's taxonomy places the organism in Eukaryota, Dinophyceae, Suessiales, Symbiodiniaceae. The record is from the annotation of a GenBank genome assembly.